GUGUGUAGGCAUGUUUCAAGUCACAACACCUUUCGGCGAAACAGUAAACACUCGCUUACAACGGCGAACAGUGUUCAAUAUCAACAGAAGCUAUGAUGAAAAAGAGGGAAUGACUUGAUUAGACGCCAGAUGACACAUCCCGACAUUAUAUCGAUACGAUGUGACCGUGGACCUGUUGCGGUGUGACGAGGCCGAUUGAGGUCGGGCAUGUCAUCCAAAGGGACUUCCGCGAUUGAAAGAUAACUUUCCAAGAAGGACUUUAUAUCUGUAUAGAUACGAACGGACUACAUUUUUCAUCAUGAGCGAGAGUUGGAGGAUGGAUCUCGAGAGACGGGUGUCCUCGAUCGAAAAUCUGUCCCCACAGAUUUUGGAUCUGCGGGUGGAUCAGCUACCCGGUCAGGCACUGGAUAACCUGGGGUUGCAGCUAUUCAAUGAGGUCCGUGGGGUGACCGGCAAUUGGGAAGGGGUGGCGGAAGAGCUAGGUAUCAGUUCUGUAGCUGAACUGGAGCAGAUCAGACGCCAUGCGCAGGUUGCUCAGGUAUUUCCAGGAUGUCGUAUGCUCCGAGAUUGGGGUAAAAGAAGUGGGAGCACCGUCUUCGUCCUUCUGAAUGCAUUGAGACGACAGAAUAGAGAGGACUGUGUCGAUCUCGUAGUGAAAGCAUGCAAAGAUUUACAUUCCAUGCAGCUUAACGUCAAGAUUGAAGACGAAAGAGGACAGUUCAAGUACCUGUCGGUGACCACCAAGAAGGAUUCUUCUUUGGCAGCAAGUCUAGAAAACGUUCUCUCGGGCCUGCCAAGCUACGUUAUUACGGGUCCAAACCCCAAGAUAACCUGGCAAACGCCUGCUUAUCAUCUUAAGGGAACACAGCUAUCUGUUAAGAAAGGAGAAAUUACAGAUGAAUCCGAGAGAAGCGUCUAUGGCAGCUUCCAGAUAUCUACUCCAAAACCAUGUGUGGCUGAGGGUGCACCAAGUUACCCAAGUGGGUACGACCCUGGAUACCGUUCCACUUCCCAGGCAACAUCGCUCCCUUUUAAUAUACCAGUGACAGAUGAAGCAUCAACAUCUAACAAUCUAUGUUCUGUCACUGCACCCAAAGUCCAUUCAAAUACAGGUUAUGCUCAUCCUGAAACUUACGACAGAUACAAUAAUCUCUCAGAGAGAGAAUCUGCAAUAAAGCCGUUGCCUUGUCAGAACUUGCCAAGCUCCUCAAACUCAAGUCCGCAUCAUUUCCCAAGUUUUGAAUGGUCAUGUAGUUCAUCACAUGUGGACCGUCAAACGUUGUUGAAGAAGCCAUCUUGCUCAGUGGUUGAAUCGUAUCCGACUCUAAGAACACUGCCCUCGGGUACUUACCCAAAAGGGUACCUAUUCGAACCUGAUCAUUUCAGAUCCGCAUCCUUUGAGGAUGAGGAUGACAUUACACUAAUGAAAAGAUGUGAGCCGCAGAGGAAGUCAGUAGACUCUAAGCCAAAUAGGCACACACCAAAAGUGUCUGAUUACGUUCCUCAUACACACCCUGUGCUCCGAUUUUCAAACCAGUCUGCGACAUUUCGUCCAGAAAGCCCAAGCUCUAUGGCAUCAUCUAUGCCUCAUUCAAAGCCUUUGCCAUGUGUGAAAAAUGAAAUUUAUGUUAGUCAUGACAGAAUGCCCCCACCUUCCUCCUUCCCACGAAUGCCUAUGACGAAUGUAAAGCCCAAGCCGUGUGUUCUUCAGCAAAGGAAGGAUGGUUAUAUAGAUGUUGUGGCUCAGGAGAAAGGAGAACUCCAGGGUAUGCAUGGGUCGCAUUCUCUUCCUGUGUUAAGGCAGAAAGGUGAACCCAUUACUGUUCCUGCUAAAAGAGACAGUAAGGAAGAGAAGGAGAGACCAAAGUCAGUUCCAGACGAGUUUAAGAGACCUCCUGCUCAGUGUGUUGUUUCAAAGGACAGCCAUGGCUAUGCAACAUUUGCAUCGCAGAGUUCGCUGAUGGAAAUUGAUACUGACAGUCGUAGCAGAUCGAGUAGUGAUGCUUCAGCUUUUACUGUUAUAGACACUGAUGCUGAUGGAUACCUUAGUUACAGAGGAAACAGUGGGUCAAUGACAUCUAAACAGGAUAGUGCAAUGGAGGGUGAGCCUAUGGAGAGUUCAACGGAGAGUGAAAAUUCUAAUAGACACCAGACAGUCGCUUUAGUGAUUCAACAGAGCAGCAAUGGGUAUUUUGGGUUCUCAACCUCUUCAGGCGUCAACCCACCACAAGGAUUACCCCAUGUGCAAUUAAGCGAGUACAUGGCAAUGAAUCGGUCGGAGAGCAUGCCUGCAGAAAUGCCAUCUCAGAUGAACUCAGAUGGACUCGUGUACGCACGAUUCAGUGCUGAAGAUGAAGAACAGGAUGCAUCCUACUCUGACAUGCAGCAGAUGACCAAGUUUCCACCCAAAAAACAACCGAUCCCAAUGAACCGACACUGGAGUGCUAAUGAUAUGGAAUACCUAGAGGGUGUACCUGAUGACUCACAGUAUACUUACAUUGAUGACAUCUCCCAGAACCAGCUUCGGUCUCUCCCACCUACACCGUCUCCACCGAUACCAAUGAAGAGACUGAGGACAAGCCAUGACAGGCCUAUCGUCAGGGAUUUAUGUGAUCUGGAUGCAGUGCCCGGGUGGUGUCCACAGGAAACGGAAGAAUCGAUCUGCUCAACCAUGAAACGGUACCAGCAGGAAGAUGGCAACUUCAUUGUUUGGUGGAUUGGGCGCAAAAGACAAUACGUCAUCACCGUUAGCCAUCUGAAUGCACUACGUAACUAUCUAAUCUUCGAGCGUCAGCAUGGCACCCGGGUUCGCCUCUACAUUUUUCCUGGCGGCAGGGAUUUCGACAACCUCAAAGAAUUAGUGGAACAUUACAUGAGAGAAGGAUUGAAAGGGCCGGAUGUCAACCCAACUGAGCACAGUAGAGGCAAGCGGUGGCAACAGUUCUCUCACGUGAAGCUCAGAAAACCCCUCAGGGUCAAAUAUUCACAUACCAUUCGGAAGAAGGCAUCUUGAACUCUUUGGGGAAUCCCUGGAAUCAAAUUCUGGCGAUCCCGUGUGGUCAUUGGGAAACCACAGUCCUUGAGAACAAAUGUUCAUUGAAACAGCUCCUGACAUUGAACUUUUGAAGAUUGUCCGGCAGUGACAAACACUCGAGAUGUCCAGCUUCACAACACGUAACGUGGGUUGACGUUUGGAGAACCGCAGAAGAGACCCCUGUCUCAGCGUGUGACGUGGUCUCUUGCCUUGAAGAGGAGUUCAUGACCAAACUGGCUCCAUGGUCCUGUGAUGUUUGGUCACACGAAUUUAACAGACAGUUGUGAAAGACGAGGAAAGCGAAAAGAGAACCAGAGAGAUAUUUAUGGACAUGAGUUGAGUUGAGACGAGUUGUUCGUGUGUCUCCCAUUCCGUGUAGAGCUGUGGUUGCUUUGGAAAGUAUUAUGUGAUGGGUUAGUUGAUAAAGUAAUACCAGUGUAAGUGUUGCCAUGAUUCUAUUUACUCACAAGUAUUUUAACACGGUUUAUCAUUGUUUCUCUUCUAAAGGUGGGAUCUGACAAAAUCACGGGUUAUUGAAUCAUCACUGAAACCCCACUGAAAGAAUUGUUAGGUCUGACUCACCGCUGUAUUCACUCAGACAGUUGUAUGCUAUUCACAUGCAGAUAUGCAUAAUAUGCAGUUAUUCAAGCAAAGUGCUAAGACAGUGCAUUUCAUGUACAGUCGAACCUUAUUAUGAAUAUGUAUAUAUUUUUAUUUACCUCGGCCUUGAAGAGACACGGGUGACCUAGCUGCCUAUUGUCAGUUUGUUGUGCAGGGUUGCGUCCCUUAGGCUUUAUAUAAUUCUAUGAUCUGGGAUGAGAGUGAGUUGAACUCUCGACGACUUAAGUUUGUAUGAUUCAUUGUAUGUGCUCCAGAAAAGCUCAAAUCUGAUUUACGUCCGUCAUCGUUAGCAAUUACAACGACAUCUGCAAAGUAAAACACCCUGUUUUAUUGCCAUAUUUCCAUGGCGUGCCUUCAAAUUGUGAUUACCAACAGAGCAAUUAAUCCUCCCUGAGAUGUAUAUUUGGGAACUACAUAACAAACCGUCCAUUGUUGUUGAAAUGAUAUAGGCAAUGCAAUAUUCUUUUAUAUGUUAAUAUAUGUGCGGAGCUUCAUACAUGAAUAAACACGUAAUGUGAUAUG
This is a messenger RNA of Haliotis rufescens (red abalone), 4177 nucleotides long. RefSeq lists its product as uncharacterized. Bases 299 to 3013 code for a protein of 904 amino acids. Gene Ontology annotation, molecular function: protein binding. Gene Ontology annotation, biological process: signal transduction. The transcript has 5 exons. The record is from RefSeq and is a predicted model, not a curated record. NCBI's taxonomy places the organism in Eukaryota, Metazoa, Mollusca, Gastropoda, Lepetellida, Haliotidae.